CACUGAGGAAAGAGAAAAUGAGGGCAUGGAUACAGGAUGUAUGAUGGUAGCCGCAGACACUCUGGGUCCAUCUGGUCCAGAUCCAGCUACAUGUAAUCAACAUGAAGAAAAAAAAACCUCACCAUGCCAGACAACAGGCCCUCGUGCAAGAAGUGUCAGAGUGCAAGUAUCUGCAAAUUUGAAAGAGAAAGGUGUUCAAGCAGAGCUACAACCAAGAAUGAGGAGUAUCGGAGUGCAGUUUAAUGGGAGAGAUGAUAUCCCAGACUCGCAAUCAGCACAAAAACCUGCUUUGACACAUGACUCCUCUAGUAGUGACCAAUCUAUGGCUACUCCUUGUGACAGUGAAGCUGCCUCCAUGUAUGAACCAUCAGGCUCCAGUUCAGAUGAAUCACGGCUUGAUAUGGAGGGUGAAGUACCACACAACCCUUUAGAAGAAAGGAAGUUCAUUGUGAGCGAAUCUCAGCUACUUGAUCUGUUCAACUGCUGCAAGAUGUGCCAUCGGUUUGCCAGAGCAGAUGUGCAGCAGGUAGUUGGGACCAUGGUCCGGAUUGUUACGGAGUGUAUGUUUUGUGGAUACUCCUGGCAGUGGUGCAGUCAGCCAUCCAUUGGAACCAUACCAGCUGGGAACCUUGCCCUGUCUGCCAGCAUCCUGUUUUCUGGAGCCCUGGCAGCAAAGGUUUUACGUGUCCUGCAGUGUAUGGGGGUUGCCACCAUUUCACGGAGAACCUUCGCCACCCAUCACUCCUCCAUUUUGUUCCCUUCCAUUGCCCGUGUAUGGAACAGCCAACAGAUGGAGUAUGUUAGACGAUGUCAGCAGAAGGGACAGCCUCUUGUCAUUGGUGGGGAUGGUCGAGCUGAUUCUCCUGGCCACUCUGCCAAGUAUGGCUCAUACAGCACCAUUGACUUAGAGGAAGGCAUUGUCAUCGACAUACAAUAUCUAUUAUGUAUAUAAUAACAUUUAUGGCGAAACUUUUUCCUUAUAUUAUUUAUAUUAGUUAGUACCGGGUAACCCGUAUUGUACCUCUGAACAUUAAACCCCGUCGGGAACCCCUAUUCAACAUUAGCACAGUUUGUAUCUGAACCAAUGGAAACUUGUGUAUAGAUCACGUGUCUACUUCUGUUAGAAAGUUUUGAUUGUUUGGACUUGUAGAAAGCUGUUGAAAUUUGAGAAAUCCAGUAAUUUUUUAUAGUUUGUGCAUUGGAGAUUUGCACUAAGUGUAAGUGACUUGCAGUUUUGUUUUGUUAACUAGUACAUGUUAACAUCCUCGUGGGUUGAAUCAUUGGUACAGUAACUUUGUGCACUCGCUCAGCAGACGCGUCGCGUCAGUGACGAUGGCGGAUCAAACGUGCAAGGCGAUGGUGAUAGGACAUUCAUAUGUGCGCCGUUUGGAUGUUUAUUUGCAACGCCACAACAUAAUGAACUUACGUUUGGACAACGAAAAAUUCCAAGUUUCAUUACGGAGAAAGGGAGGUUUAUGUCUUAGACAUAUUCGUUUCAAUGCAAAAAUUCUGCACUUUGACACAACCCCCGAUAUAUGUUUCAUGCAGGUCGGUGAAAAUGACAUAUCGCCCCGUAGCGAACCAGGGAAAAUCUCAGAGGACAUUUUUUCGCUGGCUUGUUAUCUGCGCGACGGAGUUGGCGUAAAAAAAGUUAUCGUUGGCCAGUUGUUGCGUCGGCUGCCAUAUGCGUCCUGUCCACGGUUUAACGAGAUGGUACAGUCAGUGAACCACUUGCUGAAAGAAAAGUUAUCGGACGUACAAGGGAUUGUGUUUUGGCCACACCGUGGAUUCUGGGAGUCCCUGUCACACAUCGGCCCAGAUGGAGUACACCUGCUAUGUACUCAAGCCAAUGAUCAGCCCAUAAGGAAGUUUCUGCGGAGUAUACGCAACGCCAUAAUUAUUAACGCCAAAGAUCUCAGGCCAGUAUAAACACAUCAAAAAUUAAAUGCAAACUUGAGUUAUUUUAGGCCUUGCCUAUGUAGGCCAUGGGUGUUAUUGGUGUUUGAAACACUUUAAAAAAGCAUUCUUCAAUAUCUUCAAAGAAACAUUGGGUAUAAUGUUUAUUUACAUUUUACAAAGAAGCAGUCGGUAUACUGUUUCAUUAUUAUUAGGAACAUUCAGUAUAAUGUUUACAUAUUACCAAGAGGCAUUCACUAUAAUGUUUCAUUAUUGCAAGGAACCAUUCAGUAUAAUGUUUUCAGAAUUAACAAAAAGCAUUCAGUAUAAGGUUUACAUAAUUACCAGGAAGCAUUCAGUAUAAUGUUUCAUUAUUGCAAGGAAACAUUCAGUAUAAUGUUUACAUAAUUACCAAGAAGCAUUCAGUAUAAUGUUUCAUUAUUGCAAGGAAACAUUCAGUAUAAUGUUUACAUAAUUACCAAGAAGCAUUCAGUAUAAUGUUUACAUAAUUACCAGGAAGCAUUCAGUAUAAUGUUUCAUUAUUGCAAGGAAACAUUCAGUAUAAUGUUUACAUACUUACCCAGAAACAUUCAGUAUAAUGUUUACAUAAUUACCACGAAGCAUUCAGUAUAAUGUGUCAUUAUUGCACGGAAACAUUUAGUGUGUGGUUGCAGAGUUAUAUAGAUAUAAACUAUAUAUCUGUCUAUAUUUUAAAGUAGCAGCAGGGUAGAGUGCAAGGCCUGUGCUAUAGAGAUACAUAAAAUGCAAUGUCUAUUACACUGAGAGGCAUUUUAGUAUGAUAUUCCAUUGUUAUCAAUUAACAUGAGUAUGAUUUAAAAUUAGGGAAAGGUUAGCGGUAUGACGCUACUAUUACUACAUAUUUCCCUGGCACCUACUUAUGGUACUAUAUUUAUAUUCUUUGAUAACUAAAAACAGCCUCCAGAUUUGGCAUUUAGUUUCUUUCUAUCAAGUUAUAUUAUCUAUAUAUUAUUGUGCCUAGAGGUGUUCUUUGGGCUAUUGAAUUUCAGUCAAAUUCAGUUAUCAUGAACAAUAGCCCUUGUUGCGAUGUACAAGUCCAUUUUAUUAUACAGGCGAACUGUUUAUAUCUAUACUGGAUGUCAUGUGGUAUACUGUUUGGUGUUUACAGUAGUAUUAGUUUGCCAACUUUCUCACUCAUCAAGUUUGUUGGAAGUUGACUUGCCCCUUUUUCCUUGAUGCCCAGAUUUACUGUGGUUAAUUAUGUUUUAGCAAACAUGCCAAAGGGCAAAGCCACUUCAAGGAAGCGACCAGCUUCACCCCGGCCCGCUCCAAAGAAGUCCAGUCGUCACAGUACACACAACCCGUCUGUGGAACAAGAGCCUGCAGAGUUGACACCCACCAUAGACUAUGAAAAACUGGCAAGACACAUCGUCCAGGAGCAGGCACGGGCCCAAAAUGCAAACGUUCCCCCAGAACAGACGUCUCCCAAUUCACGGCACCAAAUAGAUGGGACUUGCGAGGACAUACCCACCACUUCCAACCAAGCCAUUUCGAGUGACAAUGUCACCACCAUCCUUGAUGCAGUAUUUCAGGGUGAGUCGGCACGCAAUCCCACACCCAUUACAAUCAGUGAUAACAUACCCUUAGGGGCUACAGUCCCUAUGAAAACCAAGUGCAAAAUCUGGGCCAAUGAAUUUAUUGACCUCAGAACACUACUGCCCAAUUAUACAGAUGAUCCCCUUUCAAUCACCAUAAAGGCAGGGAAAAUUGAUGUAGAGCAGAGCCAAAAACAAAAGUCUCCGCUCUCCAUCAACCAGUGGAUUGAUGCUUUUAUAACAUUUAUGUCCAUAUACCUUCAGAGAUAUCCAGCGGAGGCAUGCAAUCUCCUAAAAUACUGUGCAUACAUCAGGGAGAUUAGCAGAUUGCAUGUUGACGAGGCAUGGCGGGGAUAUGAUGAAACUUUUCGCAAGUUAAGAGAAUCCUCCUUACUUCCAUGGCAGCAGCCAGUACCGGAACUGAGGUUGCGGGUUGCUGUCAUGGGACCAAAAUUCUCAGAUAAGUCCCAUCCCCCAUAUGCUAAGAAGUCUAAUUUUCGUCCCCAAAAGGUGUGUUUCGCCUACAACCGGGGUGAUAAAUGUUCAGUCUCCCCAUGUAAAUAUGUCCAUGUGUGUCAGGAAUGUGGCAAUAGACAUCCCAGAACAAAGUGUUUUGCUAAACCCAAGCCCCAGCCACACCAACCAUCCCGUACCUCUUCCAACCCCAGUAAAACCAGCAAUACUACGUAAGGAGCUACUAGGUUAUGAUUCAAAUAAAUCACAAUACUUAGUUGAGGGAUUUUGUAGAGGGUUUAGGUUAGGUUGUGUAGGCGCACCCUUGGGAUCUUCACCACAGAAUCAUAAGUCAACUAGGGACCAUGUGGAGGCCAUUAAUGAGUACAUAUUGAAAGGAAUACAAGCACAACGAAUAGCAGGCCCCUUUGAUAUCCACCUUUAACAAAUUUUGUUACAUCACCAUUAGGCAUUGUUCCCAAAUCAGAAGUAGGUAAAUAUAGAGUCAUUCAUGACUUAUCAUUCCCCGAAGGUCAGUCAGUUAAUACAUACAUUCCUCGUGAAAAUUCCGAAGUUCAAUAUGAUACGAUAGACAAAGUUAUUUCACUACUACAAUAUUUUGGGCGGGGGGCUUUUAUGGCAAAAUCUGACAUUAAGGAUGCUUUCCGCAUAGUGCCCAUACAUCCAUCAGACUAUCAUCUUGGGUUUACCUGGAAAAGUAAAUACUAUUAUGACCGCUGCCUCCCCAUGGGAGCCAGUAGCUCAUGCAAAAUAUUUGAGGAGUUAAGUCAGGCUCUGGUUUGGAUCAUGCUCAACAAAUAUCAUGCAUCGGGGAUAUCCCAUAUCCUUGAUGAUUUCUUUUUCAUUUCAUCCAGUGUCGAAAAAUGUCGGGAGGACUUAUCACGGUUCCUUUUUUUGUGUAACCAGGUUAAUAUACCUAUCAAUAUGGCCAAAACUGUUGCCCCUACAACACAGUUAAUUAUAUAUGGCAUCGAAGUUGAUUCUCUCGCCAUGGAGUGUAGGUUGCCCCAGGAGAAAAUUAUAAAAAUUAGCAGCAAGCUCAGUGAUUUCUGUCAUCGGAAGAAGGUACACCUAUGUGAAUUACAAUCCCUUAUAGGCCUGUUAAAUUUUGCUUGUACAGUGAUAGUGCCAGGUAGGGCUUUCUUGCGACGCCUUAUCGAUUUAACUUGCAACAUCUCAAAGCCCUUCCAUUUUGUUUAUCUCACCAAAGAGGCACGUGCUGACCUAAGUAUGUGGUUCCAGUUCAUCUCGCACUUCAAUGGAAAAUCAGUUUUCCUCCCUCAACAAUGGGACUCCUCUGAUUACAUAAGUCUGUACACGAAUGCGUCAGGGUCAAUUGGCUUUGCGGCAGUGUUGGUCGAAAGAACUUGAUCAUUUCCAGAUUGCAAUUAAGGAACUCUUUCCCAUUGUCUUGGCUUUAGAAAUAUGGGGAGGACAUUUACAAAAUAGAAGGAUUCUUUUUCUAACUGACAACAUGGCAAUAGUACAAAUCAUUAACAAACAAUCUAGCAAAGACAAAACUAUCAUGAGACUUAUCAGGAGGCUUGUGCUUGCUUGCCUUUACAACAAUAUUCACUUCAAAGCCAAACAUAUUAGGGGAAAAUUGAAUGUAAUUGCAGACAAGCUAUCUCGUUUUCAAUUCCAGGCAGCUCGGCAGCUAGCACCGUAUCUGGAGGAAUGUCAGAUACCCAUUCCACACUCUCUUCUACACAUUUAGCACAUGGGGCACGGACACUUUUAUCUGCAUCCUUGGCAUUAUCAACUCAAUUAGCGUACCGGCGAUCAUGGCAACUCCUGCAUACAUUUCAUAGGCUAUGUACACAAGAUACUUGCAUUACCGGACCCUACACAGAUGUUUAUUGUGAAAAAGAUACUAAGGGGUUGUCACAGGUUGUCUCCCACAGUGGAUUCACGCCUGCCAAUUACCAGAGAUAUCUUGCUUCAGAUUAUCAAGGCUAUACCCCACACCAUUUCUGUUUUGGAUUAUCGUAUCAUGUUAGAAGCCCUUUUCUCUAUUUGUUUUCAUGCUUUCCUUAGACUUGGUGAGGUCACAGUAAAACAAGGCAUUACAUCAGAUAAAGUCAUUCACCUUCAAGAUGUAGAGUUUCAAUACAAUGGCUCAACUCCCUCUAGAGUGCAAUUAGUAUUGCGCUAUUUCAAAACCCAAAAAAAUGAAGAAGCCUGUCACAAUUUGUGUAGAGGGCUCCCCCACACUGGACCAUUGCCCAGUCAAAACAUUACACCGUUAUCUGUCGCAUUCAGUCAUACAUCUGGUCCACUUUUUCAAUAUAGAGAUGGUUCUCCGAUUACGUACAAUUAUGUUUCCAAAGAACUUUCAAACAUCAUUAAGUAUGUGGGUCUCAAUCCUGCACUAUACAAAGGUCACAGUUUUCGCAUUGGGGCAGCAACAUAUGCAGCACAAAAAGGGUAUUCGGAGAAUUAUAUCCAACAAUUAGGUCGCUGGAACUCUAAUGCCUUGAAACGCUAUAUUCGCAUACCUACACUUUCUCUUUGAUCACUUCACCUCUCCUGAAUCAGCUCAUUCGUUGGUGAAGUUCAAAUAUUUUAUGCAGGUCAGUGUUUGACUGCUGCAUCAAGUUGUUGGCUUAUUUCACUCAUUGGCUGUACCCGGUAUCUUUCUAUGCAGGCCCAUUUUUCACCAUAUAUAACUUUUGCCAAAAAUGCCAGUGUCCUACUUCCCAAAAAAUGGGGUUUACCAUGCACGUCAAUGUUUAAGUGUCGCAAUUAUAAGGUCAUUAUGCAGGUCAGUGUUUAACUGCUGCAACAACGGGGGUUACCAUGCAGGUCAGUGUUUAACUGCUGCAACAAUGGGGUCACCAUGCAGGUCAGUGUUUAACUGCUGUGGAAAAAAACCCAAUCCAUUUCCCUUCCCACUUUAAAGUACCUGUUUUAGGCAUAUUUGCGUGCUGACUCACCAACAGGGUCCAACCGAAAUAUCCAUUAAUUACCUCCGUUAUGGUUGAAUUGUAGUUAGGUUUUUCACAACUUAUAUAUAUAAAUGUUUGAAUUUGUUGCACAAUUUACAAGACAGCUCACCUUGGAUGGCUCUGAAUAUGAUUUGUUAAUCAUAUCUUUGGCCCUUUUUGUUCGCCAUCUUUUUGCUUGUUGUACACUUUGGAACAAGUUUCCAAGGUCUGUAUUUUAACUAGUCAUUGUUUGUUAUUUGUGAUAAUCAUGUAUGGGGAAAAUCAGGACAGAUGUGUUGAAAUCCUAUGUAAUUACAUUGUAUGUAUCUACUGAUUUUCCCCUGUUUGAACUGGUCAGUACCAUAUUUAUUUGUGAAAUUAUCUAUAUGGGGGAAAUCAGAAAUGAUGGUUUGAUAUAUUGUGCAAGAUUAUGACAGUGUUCGUGGAUCGCUGAUUUCCCCCCUUCUUUGUAUGAACCUUUAUCUUCGUCAUUUGUUGUCUAAAAUAAAUGACAUAUUUCAUUCUCA
Molecule: messenger RNA, 7398 nt
Organism: Ostrea edulis (European flat oyster)
Lineage: Eukaryota; Metazoa; Mollusca; Bivalvia; Ostreida; Ostreidae
Exons: 4
Coding region: 26-952 (308 amino acids)
Source: RefSeq, a predicted model, not a curated record